AUGUCUGUGCCGAAUCCGACAGAUGACAAAAGCAACAGACGACCUAGAAGAGCGGGACCGGAACGCAAGCCACGGCAAGCAUAUAGCGCUAAGCAACUCGAACGGCUGGAAGCAGAGUUCAAAAUGGAUAAAUAUCUUAGUGUAUCCAAAAGAAUGGAAUUAUCGAAGGCACUUGGUCUCACAGAAGUUCAAAUAAAGACAUGGUUUCAGAACAGAAGAACGAAAUGGAAGAAACAAUUAACUUCGCGUUUGAAGAUAGCCCAGCGUCAAGGGAUAUUUCCUGGACAAAUAUUCGGGCAUAAUCCUCAAGCUUAUUCACUUUUAAAUCCUUACGCCUACGGUCCACUAGGCUGUGUUUUUACUCCUGUGACUUUACCAUCUACGCCGUAA
Molecule: messenger RNA, 390 nt
Organism: Papilio polytes (common Mormon)
Lineage: Eukaryota; Metazoa; Arthropoda; Insecta; Lepidoptera; Papilionidae
Product: homeobox protein ceh-19-like
Exons: 2
Coding region: 1-390 (129 amino acids)
Biological process (GO): regulation of DNA-templated transcription
Molecular function (GO): DNA binding; DNA-binding transcription factor activity, RNA polymerase II-specific
Source: RefSeq, a predicted model, not a curated record